GAGCUCUCAUCAGCUCAUCGAAUCAGGAAUCGAGUUAGUUAAAUUUAAAACUGUACCGCCCCGCCGUAGUGUUUAGUUAUUGGGCGAAAAUGACUUGUGUAGUUUGUAAAUAAACGUUUCAAUUACAAUAAGACACCAUCGAUAAAUAGGAUCAGUUUUAUUUUUUACAACAAGCACGCAAUCCGUCUCAUCGUGAUAUAUUACUACGACUAGAUCUUUGAAAGUGAGUUUAAACUUUAAUAUUUUCGGAAGACAAAACUGGUGUUGUCUAUAACUAUUCACUUGCACGGCACCUCCUCACUUCAUAUUUUACGGCACUGAAUUUAUGAUGAUCAGCAGAUACAUACUGUAUAUAUCCAACGCAGGCACGGACAGAAUAACUCAAAUAUGUCACUAAUAACAGAAGAAACCUUUGAUUUUGGAGUGGAUUCACCUUCAGACAGCCUGGAGGUCAGUUUGGAAGAGGAGGAUGAGGUCUUCAUUGGGCCUGUGGCACACAUUGAGAGGUGUGUGGCCAAGAGCAUUGACCUGAACAUUCAGAAGAGCGGGGAGAGCCAGAGGAGGAGGAGGAGGAGAAGCAAACAGGGCCUGUGGAGCUGGAGCCCCCUGAACGCAGAUAAACUGGAGGAGAUCUCCAGGGAGGCCAACCGACUGGCCAUGCAGCUGGAGAAGAGCAGCCUGAAAGAGAACACAGGGCUUGGGGGCAGGAACACACCGUCAGGGGAGGCCAGAGCCAAACUCAGGGUGCUGAAGGACGAACAGGAGCACAGGAAAACCCCCCGGAGCCCAAGACGGGAGACAUACCUGGUGAAAAACAGCCCUGUGAAGUCGCUGCUUCCCUCUGUGGACACAGAGAGUGUGUGUGUCUCCCCGCUGGCAUGGGCACACUGUGAGGAUGUCCACAUGUCCGGCAGCACUGCCCUUGUCCAGCCCAGGCCGUGCAGUAGAGGUGAAUCGCUGGAAAAGCUCAGUAAGAGAACGGCCACUCCCAGCUCCCCGGCAUCUAACAGACUGGCACAGGAUUCCAAGACAGCCGCUGGUAAGACUGCUUGUUCACCAGCUACCAGCAAACUGUCAAAGUGCGAGAAAAUCACACCAAGCAAGUGCCCAUGCUCACCCACACCUGGCAAACUGCAGAGAGACCAUUCUUUGACACCGAGCAAAAGUGCCUCCUCUCCAGCAUCUAGAAAACUGGCAAGCGUCGAUACACCAACACUGAGCAAAAGUGCCUCCUCUCCAGCAUCUAGAAAACUGCCACUAAGCAGGAAUGUGCGCUCACCCACAUCUCAAAAACUGCCAAGGGAGGACAAACCCGUGCCACGCAAGAUGCCAUCCUCCCAGCCGUCUCGCCAAUUGCCAAAAGAGGAGAAAAUGACACGAAGCAAAUCUGUUUGCUCACCAGUAUCCAGCAGAUCACAGAGUGGUAAAAAGACAACCCCAGGGAAGGCAUCCUGCUCACUGACUCAGAGAAAGGAAGAACUUCAGAGUGGCUCCACAGCUAAGCAAAAAGAAAACACUUCUGAAGCCUCUUCCAUCUCCGCCCAUCAGAAUCUGAACUCAUCGCUAACUGGAAAACCUGGGGCCACCCGAAUCACCUUAAACUCAGAGAAAUCAAACACAAUCAGAGAGAGAACAGGCAUCCCUGCGCCGGUCAGCAGGCUGCCAACUCUGAAACCCUCAGCAAAGUCAGGGGGUACAAGCCAUCUGCAGCCCUCCAGCGACAGAGCUCCUUCUGGGAACGGAUUAGCAAGACCGGGGUCCUUGUCACAACCCAAGGGUGGGCUCAAAGCUCCUUCAGCUAGACAGUCUAAUCUUCCUACAUAUGCAAAUCGAAGCAGGCUGCUCCCACCUAAGAAGGCGGCACAAGCAACUGAACGGGUAUACGAGGCAGAUUCAGUGCUUUCUUACAGCCAGAGAAACACUACAGCACUCAGGGUCAGGAACGUACAGAGCAAAGAGCAGAUAGCCAAGCUCACUUUAGAUUUCCCAAACCCAAGACCAGGAGCAGUCUUUGCAUGACAUGCAUGCACAGCAGGUUUGUAACACAGACAGCUUUUAUGUAAUGACAGCACGGUAAUAAACUGAGAGACUGUGCAACACAAAUGGAUUCAUGAACUGCAAUAAAUUACCCACAGCUGUUGACAGCUCCAGUUAGAUGACAAACGUUAAUUGCAUUACCUUAUACUCUAUAUACAGAGAAUUAAUUGUAGUAAAUGUCAUGUUUCUGCAAGGGCAGCUGUGUAAGACAUUAUAGGGAUAUUAAGAAGAAAUGGACAACCGAAGGGCAAUACAUUCUUUCAGCCACUUUGCAUCUCAUUAGCCUGUUAAGAGAUUUAGAAAUGAAAAAGAUUCUGUUCUAUUGAUUACAUUAUUUUUGUCCGUUCCAGUUGAUUUGCCCUUCAGGAUUUAGAGCGUACUUCAAGGCUUACUGGAAAAUCCUGCAAUAUACAGGGUGACAAAGAACUGCAAAAUCCGCUGUGGCCUCUAGAUGUCACUCUUGCUCUAUGUAAUCAUCAUCUGUACAGAUGGCUGCAGCUACACAGUAUGUUGCAAGAUAUUUCAGAUCUACUAACAGUUCAACUACAAUGAAUAGGAUAAGGAAGACUUGUUACUUCACCCUUAAUUCAUCCAACCAUAUGCAGCUCCUGAUAACUAUACAAAGACAUAUUUUCUUUACUUUUAAUGUAGUUUACCUGGAAUUCUGGAAUUUUAAAUAGCCACUUUUGGAUGUUGCCUUACAAGAAUGGCCAGUGGCUUUUUGUUGUCACAUAUAGAGUAGGACUUGGAAAAUGCAACAGAAGUAUAAGAGAGGCAGAGAAAUGACACCCAGCCUGUGAAAUGAGUAACACGUGUAAAUAACCAUACCUGCAAACUCACCCAUUGAUAGACAAAGAAUUUCACAUCUCCUUCCUCUAACAUACAUAAGCGUUGAGAACGUUCAUUUUAAUUGUGUAAAGGUAUGCUUUUCUUUUUGUGUAAUGUUUGUUUUUCUCAUCCAUAACUUUCAUCACUUAUUCAAAAGAUGUAUGGUAGUAAAUAAAAAUAAAACCACUUCAACCUUUAUUCAAGUUUUUAUAGAACGUCAAUGUAUCUUUUUAGUACUUUGUAGUUGUUUGUUACUAUUGCAAAGCCAAUGUAUAACUUUUUGUAAUGGAAAUGUGUUAACCAGUCAUAUGCUGUCCUAAGUAAAUGUUUUAUUUUUUACUAAAUAUGAUUGUAAACAUUGUCUUUCAUAUGCGUACUGUAUACAGGCCUGGGGUCAAUUCCUGUUAUUCAAUUCCAAUUGCUUUUUAAAAUCCAUUCCCAAUUCUAAUUCCCAUUCCCU
Molecule: messenger RNA, 3325 nt
Organism: Acipenser ruthenus (sterlet)
Lineage: Eukaryota; Metazoa; Chordata; Actinopteri; Acipenseriformes; Acipenseridae
Product: proline/serine-rich coiled-coil protein 1-like
Exons: 8
Coding region: 388-2019 (543 amino acids)
Biological process (GO): mitotic metaphase chromosome alignment
Cellular component (GO): microtubule cytoskeleton; spindle microtubule; spindle pole
Molecular function (GO): microtubule binding
Source: RefSeq, a predicted model, not a curated record